AUGGCCGGGUUUAGCAAACUCGCGCCGAUGGCCGUGGCCCGGUUAUCUCUUGGAAACCUAACUCCCCAGAACGCUAGACGUAUGUUGCAGAAUAUUAUUAUUUACGUUUUUAGUGAUCGCCGUCCGAUCUGGUCAUGCCCAUCUCUUCAGAAGACGACCAGGUCAGUUAUUAACGAAUAGAUUGAAGGAUGUUUCUCAUUUUUACAUGGUCGGCAUUGGAAUGCUUCCAUGUGCUAUUAUUGUGAUCAUCUCACACAUUAUCUUUGGUGAGUAAUUGAAUAUAAUAUAUUUUAUUACGUUGUUCUUUUUGUACUUUAAUUUUUAGGCUCGAACUGUGAAUUGGUUGAUUAUCCAGAGAAGGGGCAUCCCCACUUCUGGCAGUUCGAACGGACUCCUCUUCGCCAAUUUUACGUCCGAUUUUUUGGUGUGAGUGAUGUUGAAGGAUAUGAAAGGAACAUGGCUCUGGCAGAGAGAACUAGCAUCUUCGCUCGCUGGAGACGUUUCGAACAGAGAGUAAAACAUCUGGAAGGAGAACGAUGGGAUUACAAAGGGUUCUAUUACGAGCCCGUCUCUUCCCAUUGGGUCGACUAUUGUAGAUAUCAAGCUGAGAGAUACAGCAAGAAGUACGAACCACACGGACAUUAUCCCUAUUAGGUUUUUUUCUUUGUUCUUCGCAUAUAAACAGGUAUCAUGGUAUCUGAGACUCGGAUUUACAUCGUUAUUUCGAGGGAAACGUACUUGAUUUUGCUUUUUUGUAAUUACAGCGUCAAUACAGGUGUACAGAAUGAGAUGCGGGUUCGAUUAGAAAAGGUUUUCGUAUUGAUCGUAGUUGUAGUUGUGGGUUUUUUCUACUUCGUGUCUACUAGUAAUGACAGCUCACCACUGGAUGUUGAUUGUCUGAUCGAAGGAACAAGGCGAAUCCAUUGUAUAAAAAAAGGAAUAGAAAUUUAUUUUCCCUUUAAUUUUAUCAAGAAACAGUUUGAUGUAAAUGGGAAAUGGGUGACCGGUAAGGUAAAAAGUGCGUUUGGAGAUGGUUUCAGAUACUCGGUUUGAGUAUUACACAUCAUACUCAAAGUCAAAGAAACCAGAUAUGAAGAAUUACAGUUCAUUUGGAUCGUUUGGCAACUUUGGUUCCUAUAAUGUUGAAAAGAGAGACCGGGUUGGAUGUAUUCAUGGUACAGAACAGGUCCCGAUGAGUAUUCAAUGGCAGUCAAUCCCCUACUUUUAUCCCAUUCAGAUAUCUCAGUUCGGUUUGCAACAUUUCUCUCGUCUUCAAACAGGUGAGGCGCUGUGAUAAUCCUUUAUUGAUGAUUUUAGACCCCCCUCCUAAGUUGCAUAAAAUCUUGAAGGAUAAUAUAAACCGAGGAAAUUUCAUAUCGUUUAUAAAGGACGAUGCCUCUUACAUACGAUUAAACGAUCUCACAGAUACAGUAACCAUAGAUCUUAACUCAGAUCCCGAUCUCUCUAUAAUUUUAUUCAAAUGGACUCCUCUAAAUUACAAUUCUUACUUUUCAAUAUUAGUCCGAGACAUCAAUGAUACAUUAGUGAUCCUAAAAUACGUGAUCGAAGAUGAUAAAAGAUGUGUCUGGUCGAAUAAAAGCAAUGUGAGUGUAUGGUACGUAUUCAAAAAAAUUCCAGUUGUAUUAUCAAUCACUGAACGCUGUGGUUAAUAGUUCUAUGGAUGUGACUCGUGACUUCAUCGUCGAUAUAAUAAAAGCAACGAGUUCAAAGAGUAAUUCCGACCAAAAGAUUGGUAAGAGAAUAGCGUUGUUCUAAAAGUCAAUUUCAGAUUUCUUUAAACCAAUUUCAAUUUCCUUCAACGGGCCUUCCCAACUUCAAUUCCCAAUUAUUCAACAAUCUUCAGCCCACAAGGAAUUGUUUCUGAAUGCUGCCAAUUGGUUAUUACGACAUCAGGACGAGGAUGGAAUCUGGCCAGUUCCGGUGAAGCGGAAUAUCGUAGAUAAAAAACUCACUCUCAAACCGGGAUGGUCUAGUGCUAUGGCGCAAGGUCAUGGAAUCAGUACUCUAGUUAGGGCUUAUCAUCUGACCAAAGAAGAGAAGUAUAAAAACGCCGCGAGACAAGCGUUGUCGCCCUACGAAAGGCUGGCGGUAGAUGGUGGUGUGAAGAACGAAGUAUUCGGGCUGCCCUGGUAUGAGGAAUAUCCAACAACACCGCCGAGUUUGGUGUUGAACGGCUUCAUCUACUCUUUGAUCGGGUUAUAUGACUUUUCUCAGAUCGAAAAUGGGACUGCAUGGAGAUUAUUUCAAGACGGCCUUAAUUCACUGAACCAGAUGCUACCUCUAUAUGACACAGGAUCGGGAUCUGUGUACGAUCUAAGGCAUUUGUUCCUGAAAACGGCUCCAAACUUAGCUCGUUGGGAUUACCACAAGGUCCAUAUAUACCUACUAAGGUGGCUUCAUAUCAUAACGAAGGAGAAAAUCUAUUACGAUUAUUCGGAACGAUGGUUAUUAUAUUCAACGGGAAAACGGGCUAAACACAAUUAA
Bursaphelenchus xylophilus (pine wood nematode) is the source of this 2505-nucleotide messenger RNA. The record is from the annotation of a GenBank genome assembly. Lineage: Eukaryota; Metazoa; Nematoda; Chromadorea; Rhabditida; Aphelenchoididae.